GAGAGAGUAUGAUAGUGUGAGAGAGAAUAAUGCUUAUUAAGAAAUGCCUAUGAGAGAAUAACAGAAUAAUGCUUCAGUCCUUAUCCACGUGUGUGGAUAUCAGUGGGAGUUACAGAUAACACGUAGAGACCCUUCUGCUGUUUUCAUUCUAAUAAUGUACCAGAGACUCAGAAACCAAAAUAUAUCAAAACUGAUUAGAAGGUCUUUUGGAUUUUUAUUACAGUUCAUUAUAUUCUACCCUGAAACUCCACUCCUGUCCAGGUGGUGGCGGUAAGGCGCCAGAUAGCGGCGUCUCCAACCUCCAGAAAACACUGAAGAAGGAAAGGUUUCUCUCCUGAACAUCUCCGUUGCCUGACAAUAAACUCUUUUUAUCUGAGAUUGUGAGUUUAUAAUGAAAUUUAAAAAGCGCGUUUCCGUGAGGAUUUAAAACUCCUUUCUGCUUUAAACCCGGAGGUCAAGGAAGUUAAAUAAAAGUUCAGCAGGAAACAGACUGCACUCUUCCAGGAAGUCUCCAGCUCUUGAUCCUGCUCGAUCACAGCUGUGUGAGGAGAUGAAAACAGAGACUAAAGAUGGAGGAACAGAAGGCAGUGUGAAGAAAGAGACACUGGAGCUGAGCAUCAGUAACCAUGGAAACAGCUUCCACAUCAUACCUGAAGUUGUCUCCAUUAAAGAGGAAGAAGCUGAUGUUAAAGACUUCCUCUAUUGUGAGGUUUGCAAAUCCGUCUUCUUUAGUAAGUGUGAGGUCCAUGGUCUGGCGCUGUUCAUCGCUGAUAGUCCUGUUCCCAUGGGGGUCGCUGACCGAGCCAGACAAACUCUUCCUCCUGGGCUGGAGAUUCAGAAGUCCGGUAUUCCUGACGCAGGCCUGGGAGUGUUUAAUAAGGGGGAGACUGUUCCAGUAGGUGCACAUUACGGACCCUACCAGGGAGAGCUGGUAGACAGAGAGGAAGCCAUGAACAGUGUCUACUCUUGGGUGAUAUACACGAGUCGGCAGUGUGAAAAAUACAUAGAUGCUAAGAGAGAGGUGCAUGCUAACUGGAUGAGGUAUGUGAAUUGUGCUCAUAGUGAUGGCGAGCAAAAUCUUGUGGCGUUUCAGUAUCGAGGAGGGAUUCUGUACCGUUGCUGUCGACCCAUUAAUCCAGGACAAGAGCUCUUGGUGUGGUAUGAAGAGAAAUAUGCCAGUGAUGUAGGCCCUACAUUUGCCCAGCUCUGGAAUAUAAAGUGCUCUCUCAGUGGAGAGAAGCUGCAUCACUGCUCAGAGUGUGGAAAGAGUUUUACUGAUCAGAUUAAACUCCAACAACACCAGCGCGUUCACACAGGAGAGAAACCGUAUCACUGCUCAGAGUGUGGAAAGUGUUUUACUGAUCAGAUUAAUCUCCAACAACACCAGCGCGUUCACACAGGAGAGAAGCUGCAUCACUGCGCAGAGUGUGGAAAGAGUUUCUCUAAACAGAGUCAUUUCCAGCGACACCAGCGCGUUCACACAGGAGAGAAACCAUAUCCCUGCUCACAGUGCGGAAAGAGUUUUACUAAUCAGAGUUCCGUACAGCGACACCAGCGCGUUCACACAGGAGAGAAACCAUAUCACUGUACACAGUGCGGAAAGAGUUUCUCUCAACAGAGUCAUUUCCAGCGACACCAGCGCAUUCAUACAGGAGAGAAACCGUAUCCAUGCUCACAGUGUGGAAAGAGUUUCUCCCAACAGAGUCAUUUCCAGCAACACCAGCGCGUUCACACAGGAGAGAAACCUUAUCACUGCACACAGUGUGGAAAGAGUUUUACUCAGCAGGAUAAUCUUCAACUACACCAGCGCAUUCACACAGGAGAAAAGCCGUAUCACUGCUCACAGUGUGGAAAAAGGUUUAGUCAUCAGAGUAAUCUUCAACGACACCAGCGUAUUCACACAGGAGAGAGGCCACAUCACUGCUCGCACUGUGGGAAGAGUUUUAUUCAAAAAAAUGAACUUCAAUUACACCAGCGCAUCCAUACAGGAGAGAAACCGUAUCACUGCUCGGAGUGUGGGAAGAGUUUCUCUCACAAAGAUUAUCUCAAACAACACCAUCACAUUCACACAGGAAGGAAGCCGUAUGUGUGCUCACUGUGUGGAAAGAGUUUUAUUCAGAAGGGUGCGCUUCAACGACACCAGCAUAUACACACAGGAGAGAAGCCGUAUCACUGUUCACAGUGAAGGAGUUUUAUUGACCGCAGUAAUUUCCGAAGACAUCAGGGCAUUCACACAGGAAAGAAGCCUGCUUAAAAUAUCACUGCUCACAGGACCAGGCUCGUGUGAUAUAACAAUUUAAUCUACACAAUAUCAUUCUUCCCUCAUACGGUGCAUCUGGAAAGUAUUCACAGCGUUUCACUUUUCACACAUUUUGUUAUGUUACAGCCUUAUUCCAAAAUGGAUUAAAUUAAUUAUUUAACCUGCCCAAAAAUAGGUGUGCCAAGCAUGUAGCAUCAUUCCCAAAAAGACUUGAGGCAAUAAUUGGUGCAAAAAGGUGCUUCAACAAAGUAUUGAGCAAAGGCUCUGAAUACUUAUGUAAAUGUGCUUUUUUUUUGUUUUUUAUUUUUAAUAAAUUUGCAAAGACUUCAAACAAACUUCUUUCAUGUUUUCAUUAUGGGGUAUUGUUUGUAGAAUUUUGAGUAAAAUAAUGAAUUUAAUCCAUUUUGGAAUAACGCUGAAACAAAACAAAAUGUGGGAAAAGUGAAGUGCUGUGAAUACUUUCCAGAUGCACUGUAUCUAGUGGUGUUUAUUCUGAUUAUACUGUAUUACCAUACCUCCCAACCUUUAUGGUUCAGAAAUGUGAAAUGUAUUAAAAAAAAUAAAAAAACAAAACAGCACUUUCAAUUUUGGCAGAAAGAAACAAAGGCAUAUAAGACACAUAAGACAUGUUUGAUCUAAACAUAAAGAUAAUUUAAAUUAAUGUUAACGUUGAUAAUUAGAAUACUUUUUUUGCUCAUUUACACUUCAUCAUCACUCACACUGGGCCUCAUUUAUCAGGCUGGAUAAGAAUAGAUUAAUUCACAAUUUGUGUAUAGGAGCAUGUACAUAAUUUGGUAUUCAUGAAAAACCUGAAAGUUCUGCAAAAUGUUUGUAUCCUACUUGUGUGUUUGUGUAAAUAUAUGCAUAAAAGACAAAUUAAUGUAAACAUAAUUUGUUCAAAUCUAAUUUGCUAUGAGUUACUGUGAUUUUAUAAAUGCCUUGCACUGUCUCAGUGCAUAUUUUUUUAUAUUUACCCACAUCAACUGAAUUAACAUUUUGUGAAGCUUAGUCAUUUCACCUGCUUCUCCUUCAGGGUCAUAGGGAACCUAGAGCCUAUCCCAGGGAGCAUGGGACACAUUCACACGCCCAUUUUGGGCAUGCCAAUCAACCUACCAUGCAUGUCUUUGGACUGGGGGAGGAAACCCCCGCAGCAUGGGGAGAACAUGCAAACUCCACACACACAGGGUAGGGGUGGGAAUUGAACCCCUAACCCUGGUAGUGAAAGGCAAAUGUGCUAACCACUAAGCCACUGCGCCCUUUCAGAGUGCUAAUUUGCCACUGUUCACUGCUCUUACCCAACAUAUGUACAUGUUCUUGUGGCUAGUAUAUAUUUAUAAGUGUCUUGGGAAAUUUGCCACAUUUGGGUGACACUAGAUAUUGUUUUUUGCUGGUAAAACCUGAAAGCAUUCAUUAUGUGUUUUGAAAGUGACUCGUAAUGUAAUGUGUUCCUUUCUUUACUAACAUACAUCUUCCUGUAACAAUUUUUUUUUGGUGAAAAACUAAUGUUUGGAAAACUUUUCUUACUGACUUAAUGCACACAGUAAUCAUCUAAGCCAAAAUUUGUACUUAGAAACAAAUAAGACAAGUUAUUCAAUAAAGAAGAACGACAGAUAUAUAAAAGAAGGAUGAGCUGUAAUUGACCUAGAGUGCAUCCGGAAAGUAUUCACAGCGCUUCACUUUUUCCACAUUUUGUAAUGUUACAGCUUUAUUCCAAAAUGGAUUAAAUUGAUUAUUUUCCUCAAAAUUCUACAAACAAUAACCCAUAAUGACAACGUGAAAUAAGUUUGGUUGAAAUCUUUGCAAAUUUAUUAAAAAAAAAAAAAAAAAAAGCACAUGUAUAUACGUAUUCACAGCCUUUGCUCAAUACUUUGUUGAAGCACCUUUGGCACCAAUUACAGCCUCCAGUCUUUUUGAGUAUGAUGCUACAAGCUUGGCACACCUAUUUUUGGGCAGUUUCUCCUAUUCUUCUUUGCAGGACCUCUCAAGCUCCAUCAGGUUGGAUGGGGAACGUCGGUGCACAGCCAUUUUCAUUGUUCAUCGGGUUUCAAGUCUGGGCUUUGGCUGGGCCACUCAAGGACAUUCACAAAGUUGUCCUGUAGCCACUCCUUUGUUAUCUUGACUGUGUGCUUAUGGUCAUUAUCCUGUUGAAAGACCAACCUUCGCCCUAGUCUGAGGUCCAAAGCGCUCUGGAACUGGUUUUCAUCAAGGAUGUCUCUGUACAUUGCUGCAUUCAUCUUUCCCUCAAUCCUGACUAGUCUCCCAGUUCCUGCCGCUGAAAAACAUCCCCACAGCAUGAUGCUGCCACCACCAUGCUUCACUGUAGGGAUGGUAUUGGGCAGGUGAUGAGUGGUACCUGGUUUCCUCCAGACAUGACGCUUGCCAUUCAGGCCAAAGAGUUCAAUCUUUGUUUCAUCAGACCAGAGAAUUUUGUUUGUCAUUGUCUGAGAGUCCUUCAGGUGCCUUUUGGCAAACUCCAGGCAGGCUGUGGCUUCUGUCUGGCCACUCUACCAUACAGGCCUGAUUGGUGGAGUGCUGCAGAGAUGGGUGUUCUUCUGGAAAUUUCUCCUCUCUCCAC
Molecule: messenger RNA, 4835 nt
Organism: Ictalurus furcatus (blue catfish)
Lineage: Eukaryota; Metazoa; Chordata; Actinopteri; Siluriformes; Ictaluridae
Product: gastrula zinc finger protein XlCGF26.1-like
Exons: 7
Coding region: 551-2185 (544 amino acids)
Biological process (GO): regulation of transcription by RNA polymerase II
Cellular component (GO): nucleus
Molecular function (GO): RNA polymerase II transcription regulatory region sequence-specific DNA binding; protein binding; DNA-binding transcription factor activity, RNA polymerase II-specific
Source: RefSeq, a predicted model, not a curated record